Molecule: messenger RNA, 690 nt
Organism: Pyricularia grisea
Lineage: Eukaryota; Fungi; Ascomycota; Sordariomycetes; Magnaporthales; Pyriculariaceae
Exons: 1
Coding region: 1-690 (229 amino acids)
Source: RefSeq, a predicted model, not a curated record
AUGCGCCCGGCGGUGAGCACCCCAACGGCGAUACUCCUUGUAGACGUCCAAGAGGGGUUCAAACAUCCCACCCACUGGGGCGAGUCCAGGAGCACGCCGUCCUUUGAAAGCAACGUCGAGGCGAUCCUGUCCGCGGCGAGGGCCUACAAUGCUCGCAGGGAAACCAACCAAGCAACAGCAUCAGGCGACACUCCUCAAAGUCAACACGCAGCAGUUCAGAUAAUCCACAUCCACCACCACUCCCUAUCCCCGAAGUCCGCACUGCAUCCAACCCACACCAUCGCCGGCUCGUCGACCCCGUCCGUGGCCGCCCAACCCUGCGCCGCACCGCAGCCAGAUGAGGCAGUGCUCAUCAAACACCACAACAGCUCCUUUGUCGGCACGGACUUGGAGGCGCGCCUGCGGUCCGCGGGCGUGCGGCAGCUCGUCGUCCUCGGCCUGACGACGGACCACUGCGUCAGCACUACGGUGCGCUUCGCUGCCAACCUCCAGGUGCUGGGUGGUGAUGGUGGCCCCGACGGCAACGGGGAGGGAGUGCACGGCGUCGUGGUGGUGCGCGACGCCACGGCUACGUUUACCAGGGGCGGCUUCGACGCGGAGACCGUCCAUGCCGUGAGCCUGGCGAGCUUGGAUGGUGAGUUUGCGCGGGUCGUGGAGGCAAAGGACGUCUUGAGUGCACUCGGGGCGUAA